Messenger RNA from Anopheles marshallii, 1254 nucleotides. RefSeq names its product innexin inx7 (gene Inx7). Bases 1 to 1254 code for a protein of 417 amino acids. Gene Ontology annotation, cellular component: gap junction; plasma membrane. Gene Ontology annotation, molecular function: gap junction channel activity. Lineage: Eukaryota; Metazoa; Arthropoda; Insecta; Diptera; Culicidae. Gene Ontology annotation, biological process: phototransduction. The transcript is spliced from 4 exons. The record is from RefSeq and is a predicted model, not a curated record.
AUGCUUAAUACGUUUUCCGUGCUUUCGCCACACCUUAAGUUUAAGUACAAGUUCGUUACGAUCGACAAUUUGGCGUUUAAGUUCCAUUAUCGGGCCACUUUUAUUAUGCUGCUAGUGUGUACCCUGCUAGUGACAUCCAGACAGUACAUUGGAGAGCACAUCCGGUGUAUUACGGGUGGCUCUAUACCGGAGCAUGUCAUCAACACGUUCUGCUUCUUCACCACCACGUUCACCGUCAUACGACACUACAACGAAUCGAUGCUGCAGGAUGGAGUGCUGCCACAUCCGGGCGUCGGACCGAUGUACACCGAAGAUCCGGUGAAGCACCAUGCCUACUACCAGUGGGUUCCGUUCAUUCUAUUCCUGCAGGCACUAACGUUCUAUGCCCCACAUAUGCUGUGGCGUAUGAACGAAGGUGGUCGGUUGAAGAAUCUCGUCGAUGGCUUACACAUGGCGCACCUCAGCGAGCACUAUACGGCCAAAGCGAACAUUACGAUUGGUCCGAAGUAUACGCUUCUGUCGCGGGACACCGUCGAUGCGAAACUGCAAACGGUCAAGCGCGAGUUUUCUAACCACUUUAUGGUCCAGCGGCACUGGGCCUCACGCCACAUCUUCUGCGAGGUGCUGAAUCUCCUCAACUGCAUACUGCAGAUCGUGUUUACCAACAUCUUUCUCGGCCGCCAAUUCUGGAACCUUGGCCCGGCCUUCAUACAGGAAGAUUUUAAAGGCACGAUGGAUGUGCUCGAUACCGUCUUCCCGAAGGUGACCAAGUGCCACUUCUACAAGUACGGUCCGACUGGAUCGAUCCAGAAACACGACGCCCUGUGCAUAAUGGCGCUGAACGUAAUUAAUGAGAAGAUUUUCACCUUCCUGUGGUUUUGGUACGUGGUGCUGUUCUGCGUUUCCGUGCUGGCCAUUCUAUGGCGCAUACUAACAUUAACCCUGCACAACAGAUCGUUCAAGUUCACGGCACUGAUCCUGUCGUUCGCCAGUCCAGGACGGUUAAAUCCGCAGGAUGUGGAGAUUAUUACCAAAAGGUUGCGGUUCACCGAAUGGCUGUUCCUAUACUAUCUGGCCAAAAACAUGGACGCCCAUCUGUUUCGCAAGGUGUUGCGUCAGAUAACGGAUGAGCUAAGACAACCGGCCGAGGACGAACUGGACGAUCAGGGCAUCGAUAUGGUCGAUGGUGGACAUGACGAUAGUGAUAUAGCGAUGGUUAAACUGCGAUACGAAGAUGACCACAAGAAGGCUUAA